This is a messenger RNA of Balearica regulorum gibbericeps (East African grey crowned-crane), 2925 nucleotides long. RefSeq names its product S1 RNA binding domain 1 (gene SRBD1). Gene Ontology annotation, biological process: nucleobase-containing compound metabolic process; translation. Gene Ontology annotation, molecular function: mRNA binding; structural constituent of ribosome. NCBI's taxonomy places the organism in Eukaryota, Metazoa, Chordata, Aves, Gruiformes, Gruidae. The record is from RefSeq and is a predicted model, not a curated record.
AUGUCAUCUCUACCAAGGAGAGUGAAAUCUGAAGCCAAAGCCCUUAUAUCAGAAGAUGAUGAGCUUCCUUCAUUUCUAAAUUCGAGCUCUGAAUCAGAGGAGGAAGAGGAGGAGUGGGAGCCAAAAAGCAAAAUCGCCAAGAGACCUCGGUUGCCAAAGAAAAAUGAGGCAAAAACUAAAAAAGUUGCUGCUCCACGGUCAGCUGUGGCCAGGAAAAAGGUCAAGAAGGUAGCAAUAAAAGAGGAAAUAGAUGUAUCCUUGCCUAUUACUCCUGCAGAAGAUAAUAAAAUGCAGCUUCUAAAAUCUAAGGAAGAAGAUGUAGGCACUAAACCAAAAACUUUAAAUCAAAAGCCAGAAGUGACUAAAAAAAUGGAAAUAAAUUCAUUCCAAGGAAAGAACAUCAGGAGUUUAGAGAGUGAUGAAAAACCCUCAACAAGCGUUCCUGUAGUGGGAAAUCAAGUGAAACAUGAGAAAUCUGAGGAGGAUUUUGCAUUUGAUGAACCACCUUUUAAAAAGAUUAAGUCGACUACAUGUCCUGAAGGAAAGCCAGUUAAAAAUCUAGGAGGCAACAGAAUAAAAGAAGAAUUUGAAAUGAACUGGGAUAUUGUACAGGCUUUGUCAGAAAUAACAAACGUUGAACCGUGGGUAUGUGCAAACUUAAUUCGCCUCUUUCAAGAAGAAAACACAAUUCCUUUUAUUGCUCGGUAUCGAAAAGAGCUCAUCAAUAAUCUGGAGGCCGAUGCCUUGCGAGAAGUGCAACAAACAUUGGAAGAGCUACGUACUGUUGCAAAGAAGACGCAUACAAUGAUACAGAAGUUGAAGAAAGAAGGGAAAUUAUCUGGAUGCCUUUUAACAGCAUUAUUAAAUUGCAGAACUUUGGAAGAAUUAGACCAUGUGUCUGCACCUUAUAAAACUGGGAGUAAAGGCACCAAAGCCCAGAGGGCCAGGCAGCUGGGAUUAGAACCUGCUGCCCUCUCCCUCCUGCAGAAUCCUGUGGAACUUAAUCUCUUUUCUUACAUUAGACCCAAUACCAAAGGACUUUCAACUAUCCAGGAAGUAGAGGCUGGAGUUCAACAUAUUUUAGCGGACAUUUUUGCUAAAGAUAAAGAUACACUGGAUUUUAUCAGGAAAUUAUGUCAGCAAAGGUACAUUUGUAUCCAGUCAGCCUUGGCAAAAGUGUCAUCCAAGAAUGGAAAUGAAAAAGAUAUUGAUAAAUUCCAACUGUACCAUGAGUUUUCUUGUAAUAUAAAGAACAUUCAGCAUCAUCAGAUUCUGGCCAUUAACCGAGGGGAAAAUCUGAAGAUCCUGACAGUGAAGGUCAACAUUCCUGACGGGGUGAAGAAUGAAUUCUGUUGGUGGUGUGUCAAUGAAAGAUGGAGACCCAAACAAUUUUUAAAACCAGAAUUAAUGAGGAUACUACGGAAUUCAGUAGAGGAUGCAUAUAAACGCCUUAUAUAUCCUCUCCUCUGUAGAGAAUUCAGAUCAAAGUUGACAUCUGAUGCAGAGAAAGAGUCUGUGAUGAUGUUUGGCAGAAACCUCCGGCAGUUGCUUCUGACCAGCCCUGUGAGGGGCCGUACUUUGAUGGGAGUAGAUCCUGGCUACAAACAUGGCUGCAAGUUGGCAAUUAUUUCACCAACCAGUCAGAUACUCCAUACCGAUGUUGUUUACUUGCAUUCUGGUCAAGGAUUUCGUGAAGCUGAGAAGAUAAAGAGGCUUCUGCUACAGUACAGCUGUAGCACUGUGGUGAUUGGCAAUGGCACGGCCUGCAGAGAAACAGAAGCUUACUUUGCUGACUUAAUUAUGAAGAAAUAUUUUGCACCACUGGAUGUUGUUUACUGCAUUGUCAGUGAAGCAGGAGCAUCUAUCUACAGCGUCAGUCCAGAAGCGUCCAAGGAAAUGCCAGACCUAGACCCUAACCUAAGAAGUGCAGUUUCCAUAGCUAGACGUGUCCAAGACCCAUUAGCUGAGCUAGUGAAAAUUGAGCCCAAACACAUAGGAGUUGGAAUGUAUCAGCAUGAUGUAUCACAGACUUUACUCAAAGCAACUCUGGACAGUGUGGUUGAAGAGUGUGUCAGCUUUGUAGGAGUUGAUAUUAACAUCUGUUCAGAAAUACUAUUAAGACACAUUGCAGGACUGAAUGCUAACAGGGCGAAAAAUAUAAUAGAAUGGCGAGAGAAGAAUGGACCAUUUAUAAACCGAGAACAGCUCAAGGAAGUUAAAGGUCUGGGUCCUAAGUCCUUCCAACAGUGCGCUGGCUUCAUCAGGUUCAAUCAAGAAUAUAUAAAGACCUUCUGCAGUAGUAAGAAAACUGAACUCGGAAGUCAUGCACUUUUGCCUAAAGCAGGUGCACGGGGUAAGAAGAAGAGCAAACCAACACCAUGUGCCUCGCGACAGCCCAAUCCUUUGGAUCAAACUUGUAUUCAUCCAGAGUCUUACAACAUUGCAAUGAGGUUUUUAUCUUUCAUUGGGGGAAAUGCAAAUGACAUAGGAAAACCAGAUAUGCAGCAAAAAGUAAAUGCAGUAAUUCAAAAGGAAGGACUGGAGGGCACGGCCACAAGGCUAAGUACAACGGUGCACACGCUGCAGCUGAUCAUCGAUGGCCUCACUCAGCCUGAAGGCUUUGAUAUCCGAACAGAUUUUGAUAAACCUGAUUUCAAGAGAAGCAUAGUCUGCUUUGAAGACUUACGUGUUGGUGCUGUUCUGACUGGAAAAGUUGAAAAUGCGACGCCAUUUGGAGUUUUUGUUGAUAUUGGUGUGGGAAAAGCAGGCUUGAUUCCAGUGCGAAACAUAACAGAAGCGAAACUUUCUAAAGUGAAGAAGAGAAGAAGCCUGGGGUUAGGUCCUGGAGAAAGAGUGGAAGUUAAAGUGCUCAAUGUUGAUAUUCCUCGAUUGAGGAUUACGUUGGAUCUUAUUCGUGUUUUAUGA